GAUGCCAUUAUUCCCUACAAGGAAAUCCUCCAGAUAUAUUGGGAGAAGGCAACGAGCUUUGUGAAUGCCCAGUGCAAUGGACUUGAACCCUGGCAACUGGUUGGGUUGACAUUUUCUUUUACGCUUAUAAGUGUAUGGCUGCAUGGCUUCCUCUUCCAGUCUGAGAGUUUAACAUCCCGAACUAAAAAACAGUUCUUUAAACUACUGAGAAAAAUGCCAUUCAUCGGGGCUAUGAUUCAAAAGAAGAUUGAUGAAGCCUUGAAUGAUGUCACUUCCAGUUUAUCCUUCCUGAAAGAUGAAAAGGAAUAUAUCAAAGCGCUGCCGGAACAAGGCAUGAGCCAGCCUGAAGUACUGGAGAAGAUGAAAGAGUACAGCUCAAAAGGAGACGUACGUUGGCAGGAUGGGAAGGUCUCUGGGACUGUGUACAGUGGUGAAGAGAAACUCACCCAUCUGCUAGUGAAGGUGUAUGAAGAGUUUGCCUGGAGUAAUCCUCUCCAUCCGGAUAUAUUCCCUGGUUUGAGGAAGAUGGAAGCAGAAGUAGUGAGGAUUGCCUGUACGCUCUUCAAUGGGGGCCCCAACUCUUGUGGUGCUAUGACAUCUGGGGGGACCGAGAGCAUUCUGAUGGCCUGCAAGGCGUACCGAGACCUGGCUUACGAGAGAGGCAUCAAACAGCCAGAAAUGUUGGUCCCGGUGAGUGCUCACGCAGCAUUUGACAAGGCAGCACACUACUUUGGACUGAAGUUGAUUCACAUACCGUUGACCAAGGCUAUGGAAGUGGAUGUUCAGGCAAUGAGGAGAGCUAUCUCGAAGAACACAGCCAUGCUGGUCUGUUCCGCUCCCCAGUUCCCGCAUGGAAUUAUGGACCCGAUUGAAGAGGUGGCAGAGCUUGCGGUGAAGUACAAAAUCCCCUUCCACGUUGAUGCCUGCCUGGGUGGUUUUCUUAUUGCUUUCAUGGACAAGGCAGGGUUCCCCCUAAAGCGUCCAUUUGACUUCCGUGUAAAAGGUGUGACCAGCAUUUCUGCUGAUACCCACAAGUAUGGCUACGCUCCCAAGGGCUCCUCGGUGGUGCUGUACAGCGACAAGAAGUACAGGAGCUACCAGUUCUUUAUAGCACCCGAUUGGCAAGGGGGCAUAUACGCCUCCCCCUCCGUGGCAGGCUCCAGGCCUGGUGGAAUCAUAGCCGCGUGCUGGGCAACUCUGAUGCACAUAGGGGAAUCGGGCUACGUUGAGGCUACGAAGAGGAUCAUUAAAACUGCUCGUUUCCUCGAAUCGGAGUUGAGAAAAAUUGACAGCAUCUUCAUUCUUGGGAAACCUGAGGUGUCUGUCCUCUCCAUCGGUUCGGACACUUUUGAUAUUUAUCGAUUAUCUAACUCCUUAGCUGCAAAAGGGUGGAACUUAAAUGUCCUACAGUUCCCAUCAAGCAUUCAUCUCUGCAUUACGCAGUUGCACACAAAGUCUGGUGUUGCUGAACAGUUCCUGAAAGAUGUCAAAGACAGCAUUGAGGAGAUCAUGAAGGACCUCAACGCCAAGACCACAGGCAUGGGAGCCAUCUAUGGAAUGGCCCAGUCCGUCCCAGACAGGAGCUUGGUAGCGGAGAUUUCUCAGGCGUACUUGGACGGCCUCUACAGCACGGAUGUUCCUUGCAGUGAAAAGCACAUGAACGGCUCUCCUGGCCACCACUGACUGUAGUGCAACAAUCGGUGCCUUGCCAACUAGUGCUGGGGUGGUUAUAAAGGUUUCCUAGGGGAAGAGAUUGCAGUAAGCCUUUGUUCCUACAAUCGCAGGUCUGAUGGCAGCUUGAUCUUGAAAACUUCCUUCCCCAUCUUAGUCUGUUCCAAAAUCUGCAUUAUUUUCAUGCCCAACUUUAGUUUUAGGCUUUUCUUCCCUUCCCCCUGCCUAUUUUCAUCAUGACUAUUGAUGGUGAAUUGAAUAUCCAUUCCACAGCUCCAAAUUCCUCAGGUAUUCUGUAUGUCACUUCAUUCCUUGCUGUUUCUUCUCCUCAGACCUGGUAUUCAGCCCGUGUCCAGCUAAGUGUUAGAUUUGAGUUCUCAUGUUGUGUUCCAAAGCUUCAAUCUUCCCAGAAGUUGAAGGUAGCAAAUAAAUUGAAUAUUUUGUUUUCUUUUGAGUAUUCCUCCAAGCUACUGCAUUUAAUGGACUGUGCUGGGAGCCUUAUACCUGUGUAAUGCAGAGCCGAUAAGUUGGCAAAGGAAAGAUGGUCAUGUACUCUUUUUGAAAUCCCCUCUG
Molecule: messenger RNA, 2244 nt
Organism: Pelecanus crispus (Dalmatian pelican)
Lineage: Eukaryota; Metazoa; Chordata; Aves; Pelecaniformes; Pelecanidae
Gene: SGPL1
Product: sphingosine-1-phosphate lyase 1
Biological process (GO): carboxylic acid metabolic process; sphingolipid catabolic process
Cellular component (GO): endoplasmic reticulum
Molecular function (GO): pyridoxal phosphate binding; sphinganine-1-phosphate aldolase activity
Source: RefSeq, a predicted model, not a curated record